AUGGCCGACACCGUUGCGGAGGGAGUUGCCAAGCUCCAGCUCGACCCGGAGACGGGCGAGAUGGUUUCCAAGGGCGAGCUCAAGAAACGAAUGCAGAAACGAGCCAAGAAGGCCUCCAAGGCAGCUGCGAAAGAGAACCAGCCAAGCAAGCCAGAGACAAAGGCUGCUACUCCUCCUAAAUCAGUCGAGCCCACUCUCGAUCCCGAUGCUAUGUUCAAGCAGGGCUUCCUCGCUGAAGUCUACAACUUGAGACCUUCGCCAAACGUCAGAACGAGAUUUCCUCCCGAACCCAAUGGAUAUCUCCAUCUCGGCCACGCCAAGGCCAUCGCGAUUAAUUUCGGCUUUGCGCGAUACCAUGGCGGUGUAACUAUGCUUCGCUUCGACGACACGAACCCGGACGCCGAGGAGGAGAAGUACUUCGAUGCGAUCGAGGAUAUAAUUCGCUGGCUUGGAUUUACUCCUCAUGAGAUUACCUACUCGAGUGACAACUUCCAGCGCUUGUAUGACCUUGCCGAGAAGUUGAUUCAGCAAGGCAAUGCCUACGUCUGCCACUGCGGUGAGGCUGAUCUUAAAUUGCAACGCGGGGGUGAAGAUGGCAAAUCGCCACGAUUCCACUGUGUCCACGCCUCUCAGGAUGUGGAAACCAACCUUAUCAAAUUCCGCGAUAUGCGCGAUGGGAAAUACGAGCCGCAGACAGCCUUUUUGCGCAUGCGCCAGCAGCUACUCACCAACGGAAACCCUCAGAUGUGGGAUAUUGUCGCCUACCGUAUCCCUAAGAACCGUACCCCUCAUAUCCGUACUGGUUCCAAGUGGUGUAUCUAUCCAUCCUACGAUUUUGCCCACUGUCUUUGCGAUAGCUUUGAAGGCAUCACUCACAGUCUUUGCACAACUGAGUUUGUUACUGCCCGUGAGAGCUACGAAUGGUUGAACAAGACACUUGGUGUCUAUGAGCCGAUGCAGCGCGAAUAUGGCCGUUUAAAUGUUAGUGGUACUGUCAUGAGUAAACGAGUUUUGAGGGAACUUGUUGAAAAGGGACAUGUACGCGGCUGGGAUGAUCCUCGUCUUUAUACCUUGAUUGGUAUUCGCCGGCGUGGCGUGCCCCCUGGUGCUAUUCUUUCUUUUAUCAACGAGCUAGGUGUGACUACGUCACUCAGCACCAUCCAGAUUGCACGAUUCGAACAGACGGUUCGCCGUUAUCUAGAAACAUCCGUCCCUCGCCUCAUGUUGGUCCUAGACCCUGUUCGCGUCGUGAUCCAAGACAUCGGCGACUUAGACGGACAAGAGCUAGUAUUGCCUUUCUCGCCAAAGCAGCCCGAAUUUGGCUCCUAUAAGUUGAAGAUGACGUCGACUGUUUAUAUCGACCGGUCCGAUUUCCGCGAAGUUUCUUCCAAGGAUUUCUUCCGCCUGUCGCCAGGUCAGACCGUCGGUUUGCUCCAGGUGCCCCAUCCUAUUAAGGCGGUUUCUUUCUCCAAGGACCCGACUACCGGCAAGGUAACAGAGAUUCAAGCUGUCUUGGCGAAAGACGCUCCGAAGCCGAAGGCAUAUAUUCAGUGGGUCCCAGAAGGCUCUCGUAAGGUCACAGUUCGGAUUCAUAAUGCACUCUUCAAGUCCGAAAAUCCCAUGGCCGCGGAAGGUGGAUUCCUCAACGACAUUAAUCCCGACAGUGAGAAUGUUUACCCUGAUGCACUUGUCAACGCUGGAUUUGAGGAGGUUCGCCGCCGUGCUCCUUGGCCGCAGGCUGAGGGCGAAAAGACCCAGUCUGGGCCUGAGGGCGUCCGUUUCCAAGCCAUGCGGGUUGCAUACUUUGCGAUGGACUCGGAUAGUACUGAAGACUCGGUUGUACUUAACCGGAUCGUGGCUCUCAAAGAAGAUUCUAAGAAAUCCGAGAGCUAG
Messenger RNA from Aspergillus bombycis, 1893 nucleotides. Its product is annotated as glutamine--tRNA ligase. Gene Ontology annotation, cellular component: cytosol; cytoplasm. The coding region runs from base 1 to 1893 and encodes 630 amino acids. Gene Ontology annotation, biological process: glutaminyl-tRNA aminoacylation; translation. The record is from RefSeq and is a predicted model, not a curated record. The transcript has 5 exons. Lineage: Eukaryota; Fungi; Ascomycota; Eurotiomycetes; Eurotiales; Aspergillaceae. Gene Ontology annotation, molecular function: ATP binding; glutamine-tRNA ligase activity.